AUGUCAGGUCUAAACCCGCGGGCUGAAGGUCCAUCCUCACCGCCUCCGUUAUACGCCGCCGUGUCUGGUCUCAAAACACCUCCGCCAAAUGGUCGUGCUGUACUGUACAAUGGGAACAGCGUGAGCCCACGAAGAAGUAAAGGCGAAGCUGCGAAUCAAACUCAAUGCCGUAACAUUGUUAUCUACGGCUACUGCCGCUAUCAGGAUAGAGGGUGUAUCUUCAAUCACGAUACCAGCAACAUUUCUCCAUCCAAAAACCCAGCUUCGCCAGGUCAGCCCGGCAACCACAUUAACGCCGAUAUGUCGAAAAGAAAGUUAAAUGUCGAGUCCGCCUCCUUCACCCCGGGCCAGUCCCCAUCCUUUGGGAAUGCCGUUAUGGCAUCUCCACCGCAGUCGAAGCUUAGCACAAAGGCAUUGGAAGCAGCUGUGUUUACUCCUAGAAUGAGUGCAUUGUCUGCUGCCGCCUCCCCACCUAUGAGCAACCCUCCGCUGCCCCCACAGAUGAACAUGAUGGACCCCAUGAUGCAAGGCACAAGCUACAUGCAACCUGAGAUUCCACCCUUCCCAAAUCUUUCCCAGACAUUCGAUGGCAUGGGGCUCGACCCGGCCCCUCUCCAACCGAAUCCCUAUGAAUACAACCCGGUCCCCCCUCAACCACAUGCACAGGUCAACCCAUAUGCGCACCAGAAUAACCCUAAUGAAGUUUAUUACGCACAACAAUCCUAUCAACCGGUGCAAUAUCAUCUAUAUGCCCCAAUUGGCCCACACAAGCAAAACCUAUUAUCCUAUCAGAGAACGGUCCAUGAUCUUUUCCUGAAGGAUAGUGUUAGGGAGGACUUGCAGAAGAAGGCGGAAGCCUCUCUUCAGACUCUUCCUAAUUCCACUCUUCCCAAUGUGGACUCUUAUCACAGCUUAGUCCCCCUUGAUCUUCACGUGGCCAAAUCGCAGAGUAAAAAUGCUCCGGCACCGCCGCAGCCGACUUUCGGAUACACAAGUUGGGUUUACAAAGCAACAAGUACGAAGGAUGGCUCGUACUACAUUCUGCGUCGCUUAGAAGGUUUCCGCUUAUCAAAUGAGAAGGCUAUCCGAGUGGUUGAGCACUGGAAGCGAGUCAUGAAUGCAAAUGUUGUUACAGUCCAUGACGCCUUCACGACUCGGGCCUUUGGUGAUAAUUCAAUCGUCUUCGUCUUCGAUUACUUUCCACUUUCUCAAACUAUUCAAGACGUCCACUUUGGCCCAAAUUCCCGCUAUCAGAACCGACAGCAUGCCAACCAGACUCAGAAUGCGAACACAGAGCACAUGCUUUGGAGCUACAUCGUACAGAUAGCUUCGGCUCUCAAGACCAUCCACGCGGCUGGAUUGGCAGCUCGAGUUAUCCAGCCAAACAAAAUUCUACUCACAAACAAGAACAGAAUCCGAAUCAAUUGCUGCUCGGUCCUCGACGUCCUGAAUUUCGACGCUGGCAGGUCCCUAGUUGAACUGCAGCAGGAAGAUUACCUCGCCUUCGGAAGAGUUAUAUUGGCCAUCGCGUGCAAUAACCCUCAUGCGGCGCUCAAUGCUCAGAAGUCGAUGGACUAUGUUAGUAGAACUUAUAGCCCGGAACUCAAGAACUUCUUGCUCUACGUCUUCAACGGACCAGCUUCCGGAGGGCCAAGGACUAUGGAAGAACUACUUGGAAUGAUUUCCUUUCAAUUGGUUCAAAACUUCGAUUCUUCUUUGCACCAAAACGAUACCCUCGAAGCGCAGUUGGGUGGAGAGUUGGAGAACGGCCGACUUGUCCGACUGCUUUGCAAAUUCGGGUUUAUCAAUGAACGGCCAGAGUUUGCUCACGACCAAGCAUGGAGCGAGACUGGUGAUAGGUACUUGAUCAAGUUGUUUAGGGAUUACGUUUUCCAUCAAGUGGACGAAGCUGGGAACCCGGUGAUUGAUAUUGUUCAUGUCUUAUCGUCCUUGAACAAGCUUGAUGCGGGGACGGAUGAACGGAUCAUGUUGGUUAGUAGGGACGAGCAGAAUUGCCUGAUUGUCAGCUUUAGAGAAAAACCAGCCUCCGUACCGAAACCCACAUUACGACCACCACGACCACCAAUUGUAAACCCUCGACGUGCUACGUACUCUGCAACUCUUGAACCAACCGCUUCUAUGUCAAUGCGACGACCAUAUUCAUACCCCCCACCCCCCUCACCCGAUGCCGUAAACGUCGUUCCGCGAGAUUCAAAUUACUAUUUACACCCACCACCCCAUUCGCGCAUGCCUCUCCCUCCACCUCCACCCCCACCUCCCCCGCCACCAACAAUGCAUGUUCAGCCCCCGACAAUGUAUUAUCAACACCCAGCAUCUUUGCCCUUUGCGCCCCAACCAGAUCAACAGUAUUCGGUGCCUACACCAGUGACGAAUCACUACGGAGCAGCUAGAAACCCCUAUGCCCAUCCUUCACCGCUAGUACCAGUUACCGAAAAUCAUAGGAGGACGAGAGUGAAGAGGCGAGUUUGGCCACCUAGCCUGGGUGAUAGCUAUGUGGAUUCUGGCCAUUCAACUCCCGAUUUUGCCCCCACCGGUAUGACCCAUAACGUUCAAGCCGAUUCUGGUUUCUGGUAG
Molecule: messenger RNA, 2595 nt
Organism: Orbilia oligospora ATCC 24927
Lineage: Eukaryota; Fungi; Ascomycota; Orbiliomycetes; Orbiliales; Orbiliaceae
Exons: 12
Coding region: 1-2595 (864 amino acids)
Biological process (GO): nuclear-transcribed mRNA poly(A) tail shortening; mRNA processing
Cellular component (GO): PAN complex; P-body
Molecular function (GO): poly(A) binding
Source: RefSeq, a predicted model, not a curated record